CCGCGCUUUCUCCUGUUUGUUUUUUUUGUUCUUGUCCUAAAAGUGAUCGGCCGAAUGCAAUAAGUUCAUUGGCAAAAUAAAAUAAUGUCGUCGGAUAAAGGAUUCGAUCUUAUUAGAGAGUAUGAACGUUCUACUGAUCCCAUACCAGCGUUCAAUGAUGAUGGCGUCCGUUCUGUGUUGGAGGAUAUUUCAAAGAUAUACCAAGAAAAUUAUGCCCAUGCAAUAACGUUCAACGAAACGGGUGACCGGAAACUGCUUCCACUCGUCAUGUACCGCCACAAUCUCAUCAAGCGCCAGAAACGAUGCGUCCUGGCCUACCUGUCCAACCGUCUGUUUCGUCUCAAACGGCUCCGCUGGCAUGUCGGUCCAAUCCUGCCGCCCGAAAUCAAAUCCUGCAUCAACGAUCCGGAAUCGGCGUGGUUCAACAAGUACUCGCGCAUACUGGCCGAGUACAUGGCCUCCAUUCACGACGGGUACGGGUUGAAUCUGACGAACGACAUCAAACCGCCGAAAUCCCUCUACAUCGAGGUACGCUGCCUGACCGACUACGGAAAGUUUGAGCUGGAAAGUGGGGAAAUAGUGCUGCUGAAGAAGAACAGUCAACACUACCUACCGAAGCUGCAGUGCGAACAGCUGAUCCGGCAGGGCAUCCUGCAACACAUUACAUAGAGACGUUUUUUUUUUUUUUGUUCUGGAAUGUUUGAACACCCUAGCACCCAUAAACCUUUUUUUAUAAAUACCCAACAAAUGCAUCCUACAAUACAACAA
This is a messenger RNA of Anopheles merus, 768 nucleotides long. RefSeq names its product DNA replication complex GINS protein PSF1-like. The record is from RefSeq and is a predicted model, not a curated record. NCBI's taxonomy places the organism in Eukaryota, Metazoa, Arthropoda, Insecta, Diptera, Culicidae. Gene Ontology annotation, biological process: DNA replication; DNA strand elongation involved in mitotic DNA replication. Gene Ontology annotation, cellular component: GINS complex. The coding region runs from base 85 to 669 and encodes 194 amino acids. The transcript has 3 exons.